Pogonomyrmex barbatus (red harvester ant) is the source of this 3052-nucleotide messenger RNA. RefSeq names its product Tryptophanyl-tRNA synthetase, mitochondrial (gene TrpRS-m). Gene Ontology annotation, biological process: mitochondrial tryptophanyl-tRNA aminoacylation. The record is from RefSeq and is a predicted model, not a curated record. Lineage: Eukaryota; Metazoa; Arthropoda; Insecta; Hymenoptera; Formicidae. Gene Ontology annotation, cellular component: mitochondrion; mitochondrial matrix. Gene Ontology annotation, molecular function: tryptophan-tRNA ligase activity; ATP binding.
GAUACGUAAAAUUAUAAAAAUAGAAUUUUUUCUUGAAUUCUGAUAUGCGUUUUAGAUUACCUUGAGUGAACUUAAUGUAAAAUUUUUUCAGAAAUAACUAUGAGAAAUUUAGUAUUGCGUAAUUGGUUAAUGAAAUCGAUUUUAUUGAAAUAUUACAAAUAUACUCGUUCCUACGUCCUUAGCUUAAUAUAGAACACGGAGAAGACAAUUUGUAUAUAUAUAUAUAUAUAUGGAAAUCCAAACUCAUCCUUUCCUCAGUAAACGUACGCUCGAAAAAAAAAAGGAAACACUUGCCAGGUGACAUUACAGGCAACAAUAUUUAGUUAACAAUAUUCGAGAUCAAGACAGUAUUGUGCGAAAUGUUGGCGAAGUCGGAAUGCUUUCAAUAUGUAGAAGUGUUGUAAUACGAAUUUAUCAGUAUAGAAGAUUAUAAUGAGUAAUGAGGUUAAAGUGUUAUUAUUUAUAGAGUUAUUAAUCUGAUUGCAUCAUAUUUUAAUGCGCUUAAUCUUCAUUGUAAGAGUGAACAAAAGAAGGAUGUUAAAAGCAAAGUCACACGAUAGCUGUGCUAAAGAGGCUGUGGAAUCACAGGUGAUCACCAAGAUGCAGAAGCAAGGAUAUUCUUUGAAUGCCGUAAACAAUUACGACGAGAAUUUGUUACACAUAAGCGCGGCAAACAGCUGUCUUGGGAUUGUGGAGGAAAUUUUGAACCAGAAGGAAAACUGCCGCGUUAUAGACAGGAAGAAUAAAUUUGGCUGGACUCCGCUGAUGCAAGCAAUUCGUAAUGGAAAUAUCGACACUGUGAAAUUGCUCUUAAAAAAGAACGCCGACGUUAAUAAAAUGACUUAUCUCGGUAUGUCAGUUCUUGGACUAGCUGCUGCAAUUAGUAAGGAAAUGUUCGAAACGGUAUACAACGCCUGCCCGGAAGCACUGGCGAAUACAGCUAAUGAUGAUAUUACUCCCAUAUGCGUGGCUGCCAUGAAGAACGACAAGGAGCUGUUUCUGAGACUGUUGGAAUUAGGCAUGCCAUCCCUGACAGCCAAUGGAUACACUCGCAUCAUGAUGAAACGUUCCACCAUACCGGAAAUAGCCACUUUGGUGAACGGAGAACCGAUCACGGAUGAUUAUUGGAAUGAUACGUCGGAUAACAUUGAGGUAAUGAGCGAACAGGAUAUCGGCGGUGAUACGGAAGAUUCUACUUUAAAAAAUGACGAGAAUAAAAAAGAAUCACUCAAGCUGCGCUUGCUACCAAUGGAAUCCGACAAACAAACUGCAAUAUCACCAAACUUAACAUACGACAUAUUCAUGUUCUCGAAAACUGUCCAUUCCAAAAAUGCCAAUCUUAUAGAAAAUUCGGAUUUACUUUUUCAUGAUGAAAAUAUGAACGAAAGGAAAAUAAUGGAAAAUAAUUCGGAAAAGUAUUCUUUGACGGACAAAAAUCAACCUAAAUUAUAUUCGACUGUACUUCAGAGAUCGCAAUCGGUACGACCAUCUGAUAUCGAUAUGAAAGAUGUCUCGUGUAAAUUUAAUACCACUCUCGGAUUCACACCCGAAUUCAGCCCUGUUAAGUCGCCCCAUGUGCCCCCAGAGCUUAAUGAGGAUAAUGUGUUCGGUGAAAACACCCCGACGCCGCCGCGCUGCAAAACGCCCCCGAAAGGAAUGUUACUGAAUUGGCGACAGACGAAAAUGAUCAUGGUAUUGAGACGCUUUGGAUUGAGCCAACACAUCCCUGUAUUUCUCGAACAGGAAGCAUCGCAGAUUAAAUAUCCAAAGAGGAUAUUUUCCGGAAUUCAGCCUACAGGAAGUAUACACUUAGGGAAUUACUUUGGUGCUAUUCGGAGAUGGGUGGAAUUACAGAAUUCUGGCGAAACAAUGAUAUGCAGCAUAGCAGAUUUGCAUUCUAUUACUUUGCCACAAAACCCUCAGAAAUUGAAGGAGAAUACCAUGCUAAUGACUGCAACAUUGAUAGCUUGUGGCAUAGAUCUCAAAAGGACUAUUCUAUUCCAACAAUCCAAAGUAUCAAUGCAUGCAGAAUUAUGUUGGAUUCUAUCUUGCAUCACAACUAUGGCAAGACUAGCGCAUCUACCACAGUUUAAGGAGAAAAGUGAAUUUUUAAAAACUGUACCUCUAGGCUUAUACAUUUAUCCUGUUUUGCAAGCAGCUGAUGUAUUAUUGUAUAAAGCAACACAUGUUCCGGUUGGGCAGGAUCAAGCUCAGCAUAUUCAACUGGCACAAGAUUUAGCACAGAUAUUUAAUAGACAAUUUGGACAAACCUUUCCAAUACCUCAUACUCUUAUCAGUGAUGGCCCGAGUCAGAGAAUCAAAUCUUUACGUGAUCCCAUGAAAAAAAUGUCAAAGUCACAUACAGAUUCCAAAUCCAGGAUAAAUAUUUUGGAUGAACCAGAUGUGCUGUUGGAGAAAAUGAAAAAGGCUUUGACAGACUUUACAUCCGAAGUGACUUAUGAAUCAGAGAAACGACCAGGAGUGACUAAUUUAAUUGAUAUACACUCUUUGUUAACUGGGAAGACUCCAGAGGAGAUAUGUAAAGAAGCCACAGGUUUGAAUACAGGACAGUAUAAAUUAGUGUUAGCAGAUAUUAUGAUAGAGAAACUAUCUCCAAUUCGUGAGGAUAUAUUGAGGUUAAUUAAAGAACCUAUCUAUUUAGAUGAGGUUUUGAAAGAAGGUGCAGAAAAAGCAACAGAACUUGCAACAAAAUGUUGGACGGAAGUUACAGAAAAGGUUUUUGGCAAUGAUAUACAGAAUAUGAAAAAGAUAUCAAAUAUUGCAAAAGUUUUAUAGAACUAUUUAUAUAUAACUAUUUAUUGUAAAUAAAAUACAUAUGAUAUUUGUAAAAAAGAUAUUUUAUAUACAUUUAUAUAUGUCACUCAGUAAUGCGAUCCAUUAUCUCAUAUCAAUGACUAGUUUGCCUCUUAAAUGACCUUGCUUUAAUCUUUCAUAUGCUUGUGGCAAAUCUUGAAAAGGAUAUACUUCUUGAACAACGGGUACGAUCUGUAAAUUUCUCCACAAAAUAUAAAAUUACGAUUUUUAAUAGAAA